Molecule: messenger RNA, 7389 nt
Organism: Eremothecium gossypii ATCC 10895
Lineage: Eukaryota; Fungi; Ascomycota; Saccharomycetes; Saccharomycetales; Saccharomycetaceae
Gene: TOR1
Product: phosphatidylinositol kinase-related protein kinase TOR1
Exons: 1
Coding region: 1-7389 (2462 amino acids)
Biological process (GO): protein phosphorylation; TOR signaling; negative regulation of macroautophagy
Cellular component (GO): nucleus; TORC1 complex; TORC2 complex
Molecular function (GO): protein binding; protein-containing complex binding; protein serine/threonine kinase activity
Source: RefSeq, marked provisional
AUGACCAUGCUAAAGCGGAAGGGAGAUAAGGCCAAGAAAAGACUUGUUUCGAUCACGACUUCGUCAGAUGAUUUGUUUGUUGACUCUGCGUCUGCUGCGGGCACAGCGGGAGCGUCUUCAGCGGCCGUGGGUAACGGCGGGCCGGGCGCGUUUGUGAAGGCGGCCGCGACACCCGGGGUGGUGGACUCGGACUCGGAAACGAGCUUCUCGGGAUUCACUGCGAUCUUUAACAGGCUAAAGAGCAGCCAUAACCAAGAGCGAAAAGCGGCGUCUUUUGAGCUGAAGAAUAGUCUCAUUUCGCUAGCCAGGGAGGUGUCUACUGAGCACUUUCAGCGGUUCAGCAACGAGCUGAACAACAAGAUCUUCGAGCUGAUCCACGGCUCGGACUCGAACGAGAAACUGGGAGGCGUGCUGGCGGUGAACACGCUGAUAGACUUUUAUGCACACACAGACGAACUACCCAACCAGACGUCGCGUCUGGCGAACUAUCUGCGCGUGCUGAUACCGUCGAAUGACAUCGAGGUUAUGCGCGCUGCGGCCGCCGCGCUUGGGAAGCUGGCCAUGCCGGGAGGAACGCUGACGUCUGACUUUGUUGAGUUCGAAGUAAAGACGUGCAUCGAAUGGCUCACCACUUCACCAGAAAACUCAUCCUCAAACUCGAAGCAGGAGUACAGGAAGCACGCUUCACUACUGAUAAUCACGGCUAUCGCCGACAACUCGCCAUAUCUGCUGUAUCCAUACUUGAAUUCUGUUCUCGACAAUAUAUGGCGCGCUUUACGGGACACCAAGUUGGUAAUACGAAUCGAUGCGGCAAUUACCUUGCGCCACUGUUUGUCUAUUAUCAACGACCGGGACUCCGUCCUAACGAACAGGUGGGUGCAGCGAUUGUUUAAAAGCUGCGCCUACGGGCUUAACCUUGGGACGCUAGAGGCAGUCCAUGGGACGCUUUUGGUCUAUCGGGAGCUGAUGUCACUGAAGGGGCCAUAUCUGUAUGAAAAAUUCAAUGAAAUCUACGAGACCACUAUGAGAUACAAAGAUCAUAAAUCACCUGUGAUACGAAAAGAAAUAUACGCGAUAUUGCCGCUGCUUGCAUCCUUUGAUUCUGAUUUGUUUACGGAGGAAUACCUUGACGACACCAUGGUACACUAUCUGACAUUGUUGAAGAACGUGCACUCUGGGGUUGCUAAUAGUCCUGACAGAGCGGCUAUCCUUGUAUCGAUUGGUGAUAUUGCUUUCCAAGUGCGUUCUAAUAUAGCGGCCUACUUGGACUCAAUUCUGGACAAUAUCAGGGAUGGAUUUCUCACCAAGCAUAAGAGUCGCAAGCAUUUUGAGAGCGAAUUGUUCUACUGUAUUGCCAAACUGGCAUGCGCCGUUGGUCCUAUUCUCUCGAAAUAUCUGCAUAGUGACUUGUUAGAUUUGAUGCUGGCCUGUCCAUUGAGCGAUUAUAUGCAGGAUACUCUCGAAACAUUAAACCAGGAACUACCCGCACUGGAGCCACUGGUCAAUGAGAAGCUAUUGGAUCUAAUAUGUUAUAAUCUUUCUGGUGAUAAAUUUCGGCCGCCUGGCUCGCCAACACCCAUUAAGCAUUUUUCUAAUGAGAAAGCGAGGGCAUACCGAGAUCAAUCAUGGCUACGGAAAACAGGUGAUAUAAACGAUAGCAACCAGGAUGCACUUAUCCUCACCCAAGCUUUGCGGAUGCUCGCGACCAUCAAUCACAAAUACUCACUAGCUGAAUUUGUUAGGCUAGUUGUUAUCUCAUAUAUUGAACACGAAAACCCUCAAGUGAGGAAACUGGCCGCCCUAACCUCCUGUGAUUUAUUUGUAAAGGAAAAUGUUUGCCAGCAAACAUCUCUACAUGCCUUAAAUGCGGUUGCUGAGGUUUUGAGUAAACUGCUGACUGUCGCGAUAACAGACCCGGUGGCAGAAAUCAGGCAUGAGAUUCUAAAGCAUUUAGACAGCAGUUUCGAUCCGCAGUUAUCCCAACCAGAUAAUGCUCGGUUAUUGUUCAUGGCCCUCAAUGAUGAAGUUUUUAUCAUACAGAUGCAAGCUAUGAAAAUUGUUGGUAGACUUGCAUCAGUUAAUCCUGCGUAUAUUGUCCCUUCACUCCGAAAAACUCUUAUCCAGCUACUUACAGAGCUAAAGCACUCAAGCAUGACACGCAAGAAAGAAGAAAGUGCAUCAAUGUUCUGUACUCUAAUCAGUUCGAGUAAAGAUGUGACGCGACCUUAUAUUGAGUCUAUUUUGGAUGUUCUCCUGCCAAAAUGCCAGGAUAGUUCCUCUGCAGUGGCCUCCACCGCACUACAAGCUGUUGGGGAACUCUCUGUUGUUGGUGGCGAAAACAUGAAAGAUUAUUUAGAUAAACUAAUGCCGCUGAUUAUUAACACUUUCCAGGACCAGUCAAACUCUUUUAAGCGAAGCGCAGCUCUGAAAACUCUGGGCCAACUAUCCGCAUCCUCAGGAUACGUUAUCGAUCCUUUACUUGACUAUCCUCAAUUACUUGGUGUUCUCGUGAAUAUUUUAAAAGCGGAGAGUUCCCAAAGCAUAAGGAGGGAAACAGUUAGACUAAUAGGGAUUCUGGGAGCUCUGGACCCUUAUAAACAUAGAGAAGUUGAAAGAACAUCCAGCACGCCUAUAUCCGUCGAACAAAAUGCCCCAUCCAUAGAUGUUGCUUUGUUAAUGCAAGGUAUGUCACCCUCCAAUGAAGAAUAUUAUCCAACCGUCGUGAUCAAUACUCUAAUGAAAAUUUUGAAGGAUCCUUCUUUAUCUUCUCAUCACACUGCUGUCAUACAGGCAGUGAUGCACAUCUUCCAAACAUUGGGACUCCGCUGCGUCUCCUUCCUAAAGCAAAUUAUUCCAGGAAUGAUUAAUGUGAUGCGUAGCUGUCCUCCAUCAAUACUUGAGUUUUAUUUUCAACAAUUAGGUGUUAUGGUAUCAAUUGUGAAGCAACAUAUCAGGCCAUAUGUUGACGAAAUAUUUGAAGUCAUUAAAGAGUUCUUCCCAUUUAUUAAACUGCAAAUUACAAUCAUUUCUGUUAUCGAAUCUAUUUCUAAAUCUUUGGAAGGAGAGUUUAAGCCAUAUCUGCCCACCACUCUGACACUCUUCUUGGAUGUUCUGGAGAAAGAUAAUUCAAAUAAAAAAAUAAUUUCCAUACGGAUCCUCAAAUCAUUGGUGGUUUUUGGGCCAAACUUAGAUGACUAUAUCCAUCUAGUCAUCCCGUCAAUUGUCAGAAUGUGUGAAUAUGGCAGUGGAAAUCUAAACAGAGCAGCAAUCGUUACCAUUGGAAGACUGGCUAAGAGUGUGAACCUCUCUGAGAUGUCCUCAAGAAUUGUGCAAACCAUGAUUCGCGUGCUAAAUGUAUCCGAUCAGCAAAUUAUCAGAGCAGUAAUGAAUACUCUAAGUUUGCUUCUCCUGCAGCUAAGCACUGAUUUCACUGUUUUUAUUCCUAUUAUUAACAAGACCCUUGUUAAAGCGCAUAUUCAGCACAGCAUAUAUGACCAGCUGGUUGGUAAACUGAUGAACAACGAACCUUUACCUACCAAAGUGGUUGUUGACAAGGACUUUGAAGUCCCAAGUCGGGAAGUGUCAGAUACGGAGGUCCCGUCAAGGAAGCUCCCUGUGAACCAAGCCGUGCUCAAAAGUGCAUGGGAUUGUAGCCAGCAAAGAACAAAAGAAGACUGGCAAGAAUGGAUGCGCAGGUUGUCUAUACAGCUAUUGAAGGAAUCACCAUCUCAUGCUCUUCGCGCAUGUUCCGGCUUAGCGGGCAUUUACUAUCCUUUGGCACGUGAACUUUUUAACGCCUCUUUUGCAAGUUGUUGGACUGAGCUUUACACGCAGUAUCAGGAGGAUCUUGUCAAGUCCCUGUGCUCUGCGCUUUCAUCGCCAAAUAAUCCACCAGAGAUACAUCAGACGCUUUUGAAUCUCGUUGAAUUUUUGGAACAUGAUGAUAAAUCGCUUCCAAUUUCAAUUCCUACGUUGGGUGAAUAUGCUCAGAGAUGUCAUGCCUAUGCAAAAGCAUUACACUAUAAAGAGUUAGAGUUCAUUCAAGAACCGAGCACGUCCACUAUUGAAUCACUAAUAAGUAUCAAUAAUCAACUCCACCAAACAGACGCUGCUAUUGGAAUCUUAAAGCACGCGCAACAGCAUCAUGACUUGCAAUUGAAAGAGACAUGGUAUGAAAAGUUACAGAGAUGGGAUGACGCUUUGAACGCGUAUAAUCAGCGGGAAGCUGCUGGUGAGGAUACCAUAGAAGUAACGAUGGGUAAAAUGAGGUCGUUACAUGCUCUUGGAGAGUGGGAACAGUUAUCUCAGCUAGGCGCAGAAAAAUGGGCCAAUGCAAAGUUAGACAUAAAGCGUAUAAUUGCUCCUCUCGCUGCUGCUGCUGAAUGGGGACUAGGGCAUUGGGAUUCUAUUGAGAAAUAUAUCAAUGUGAUGAAGCCACAAUCGCCUGAUAAAGAGUUCUUUGAUGCAAUACUUUGUCUUCACAGCAACGAUUUUGAAAAAGCAUCUGAGCACAUAUUCCUUGCCAGAGAUUUACUAGUGACGGAAAUGUCUGCACUGGUUAAUGAAAGUUAUAAUAGGGCAUAUAGCGUCGUCGUGCGGUCACAGAUGAUAGCAGAGUUGGAAGAGAUCAUUCAAUAUAAGAAAUUGCCCCAAAAUUCUGAGAAGCGUGCAAUUAUGAGAAAAACUUGGAACCACAGACUUCUAGGAUGUCAAAAGAACGUUGACGUAUGGCAGCGCAUACUUAGAGUCAGGUCUCUGGUUGUGAAGCCAAAGCAGGAUAUGCAGGUGUGGAUUAAAUUUGCGAACUUAUGUCGUAAAUCUGGAAGGAUGGGGCUGGCCCAAAAAGCAUUGAAUUCGUUGCUAGAGGAAGGUGGCGACCCUGAACAUCCAAACACUGCAAGAGCUCCGCCACCUGUUGUUUAUGCUCAACUGAAAUAUAUGUGGGCAACUGGCUCUCGAAAGGAUGCUCUGCGCCAUCUCAUUAGCUUCACAUCGAGGAUGGCACAUGAUUUGGGCCUGGAUCCAAGUAAUAUGAUUGCGCAAAAUGUUCCUCACAACAGUGUUGUUCCUGCAUGCCACAUUGAAGAGUACACCAAAUUACUGGCGCGCUGUUUCUUAAAGCAGGGAGAAUGGAGAGUUAUGCUGCAACCUAAAUGGAGGACUGAUACCCCUGAUGCCAUUCUCGGUUCCUACCUAUUGGCCACUCAUUUUGAUAAUACUUGGUAUAAGGCUUGGCAUAAUUGGGCGUUGGCAAACUUUGAGGUCAUAUCGUUGAUGACAGAUAGUGUCCGUGAUGAGCAUCGCGCAUUAUCGAAUGAAACGGAAUCCGUGGGCCAGACUGAUGGCACCGCCCAGCAUAAUAGUAUUGACGUUGACGCUGUAAAUUGCAAUGGUUCGGAAUGUCAUCCAGAUCUUGUUCAGAGGCACGUUGUUCCCGCAAUUAAGGGCUUCUUCCAUUCGAUAUCUCUGUCGGAAUCUAACUCUCUGCAGGAUACUUUACGCUUGCUGACAUUAUGGUUUACUUUUGGUGGGAUUCCAGAAGCCGCUCAGGCCAUGCAUGAAGGUUUUAAUUUAAUUAAAAUUGACAACUGGCUAGAAGUGAUACCGCAGUUGAUAUCCCGAAUUCACCAGCCUAACCAAACCGUGAGUAGAUCAUUAUUAUCUCUCUUAUCUGACCUCGGCAAGGCUCAUCCUCAGGCUCUCGUCUUCCCUCUAACAGUUGCUAUAAAAUCUGAAUCUGUAUCUAGGCAGAGAGCUGCUUUGUCUAUUAUGGAGAAGAUGCGUAUGCAUAGUUCUAAUCUGGUUGAACAGGCAGAACUGGUUAGCAAUGAGCUCAUUCGUAUUGCUGUGCUGUGGCAUGAGCUAUGGUAUGAAGGUCUGGAGGACGCGAGUAGACAGUUUUUCGGAGAGCAUAAUACGGAAAAGAUGUUCGCUACUUUGGAACCACUGCAUGAAAUGUUGAAGAGGGGACCUGAGACUCUACGGGAGAUAUCAUUCCAGAAUUCAUUUGGUAGAGACCUGAAUGACGCAUAUGAAUGGGUCAUGAACUAUAAGAGGACACAGGAUAUCAGUAAUUUGGAUCAGGCCUGGGACAUAUAUUACAAUGUUUUCCGGCGCAUUAGCAGACAACUCCCCCAGCUACAAACUUUGGAUUUGCAGCAUGUAUCACCGAAGCUAUUGGCAGCGAACGACUUGGAACUGGCUGUCCCGGGUACCUACAGUACAGGAAAACCAGUUGUUCGUAUCUCGUACUUUGAACCUGUCUUUUCAGUCAUUUCCUCGAAGCAGCGCCCACGCCGUCUGUCCAUAAAGGGUAGUGAUGGUAAGGAUUACCAGUACGCAUUGAAGGGUCAUGAAGAUAUUAGACAAGAUAGUCUCGUGAUGCAACUAUUCGGUUUGGUAAACACUCUACUUCAAAAUGAUUCUGAAUGUUUCCGUAGACAUUUAGAUAUCCAAAAGUAUCCCGCUAUCCCAUUGUCUCCAAAAUCUGGUUUACUUGGAUGGGUUCCGAAUAGUGAUACCUUCCACGUUCUCAUCAGGGGAUACCGCGAAUCGAGGAAAAUUCAGCUGAACCUAGAGCACAGGAUUAUGUUGCAGAUGGCACCCGACUAUGAUAAUUUGACAUUACUACAGAAAGUAGAGGUCUUUACUUAUGCCUUGGACAAUACGAAAGGACAAGACCUAUAUAAGGUUCUCUGGUUGAAGAGUCGGUCUUCUGAGUCAUGGCUGGAGAGAAGAACCACUUACACCCGUUCCUUGGCCGUGAUGUCCAUGGUCGGCUAUAUACUGGGGCUCGGAGACCGUCACCCAAGCAAUCUGAUGCUGGACCGCAUUACUGGCAAGGUGGUACACAUCGAUUUCGGUGACUGUUUCGAAGCUGCAAUUCUCAGGGAAAAAUACCCAGAGAAGGUCCCAUUCCGGCUAACAAGAAUGCUCACAUACGCUAUGGAGGUCAGUGGUAUCGAAGGAAGCUUCCGCAUCACCUGCGAAAAUGUCAUGAAGGUCCUGCGAGACAACAAAGAAUCGCUUAUGGCUAUUCUCGAAGCCUUUGCCCACGAUCCACUCAUCAACUGGGGCUUCGACCUGCCUACGCAGGCUAUCACUGAACAGACUGGCAUACAGUUGCCCGUAACAAACCCCAGCGAGCUCCUACGCAAUGGCGUCAUUACUGCGGAGGAGGCCGCCCGGAUGGAGGUCCAGCAGCGUGCGGAAAUCAGAAACGCCAGAGCUACACUUGUUCUCAAGCGCAUUACGGACAAGCUGACUGGUAACGACUUCCGCGGGUUCCGUGACCUGGACGUGCCGGAGCAGGUUGACAAGCUAAUUCAGCAAGCCACCUCUGUCGAGAACUUGUGCCAGCAUUAUAUCGGCUGGUGCUCCUUCUGGUGA